Molecule: messenger RNA, 1535 nt
Organism: Glycine soja
Lineage: Eukaryota; Viridiplantae; Streptophyta; Magnoliopsida; Fabales; Fabaceae
Exons: 4
Coding region: 276-1115 (279 amino acids)
Biological process (GO): regulation of flower development
Cellular component (GO): nucleus
Molecular function (GO): protein binding
Source: RefSeq, a predicted model, not a curated record
AUAGGGAACUAACAAGGAGAAGCAUGGACUCACGCACGCACUCAUUGUCUCUUCCUGUGUCAUGCCAUUAAAGAGAGACAGAGAUGAAUUUGGAAUUGUGUUGCUGCUGCAGGCCUUCCAUUAAAUAAGUCAGAGCUCUGCAGCUUCUCAGAAACAAACACACAGAAAACAGCACUAGUACUCCCUCAUCACCACUGUGUCACUACUUUUUAUUUUUAUUUUUUCAUUGAGGCAACCAAGGCAAGGCAACUAGUAGUUUCCUUCAGUUAAUUUCAAUGUCUUCUGAUCACUAUACUUUUGACGUUUCUUACCAAAGACAUGCAAGCCCAGACAACAUGAUCUCCUAUGAUGGAAAUGGAAAUCUUGUGUUUUUCACUGACCCUCAAGGGAAUUUUAACAGUUCUCUUGACCCUUUUCCCCCUUCUUUCUGCUCUUUUUCUUCUCAGGAAAACCCUGUGCAGCCUCUGUCUAAUAUAAAGGGUGAGUUUAGAAGCUUCUCUUCUUUGUAUGGCUCCGAAGUGACGAGUGAGGAAUGCCAAAUGGGUGUGGAUUAUACCUAUAAUCAGCAAUUUCUUUCUCAAUCUCAAACUUGUCAUGGUUCUGAAAGUGCAUCAAAGUUAAUACAUAGGAGCUUCAGCUGUACCUCUUUUGAUGGGAAGCCUGGUUUCCCCUUUGAACCUCACCCUGACACUCUCAUGGACUUUCAAUGCCAUGCUUUGAACUCCCCUGAAAACACUUUCUUCGCAGCACAAAUGAGGAGAGUGUGCAGUACAGGAGACUUGCAGAACAUGAAAUCAACAGAUAUGUCUCAAAAAGGGAGCCCCUUGUUGGAGGAAGCAAACUUCAAAGUAGGGCGUUAUAGUGCUGAAGAAAGAAAAGAAAAAAUCUCUAAGUACAGAGCCAAGAGAAGCCAGAGGAAGUUCAACAAGAUAAUUAAGUAUGCAUGCCGAAAGACACUAGCCGACAAUCGAACCCGCAUACGUGGCAGAUUCGCACGCAACGACGAAAUCAGCGAGAUUCCGAAAGCUCCUUGCUCAAGUUCAACCACAGAAGAAUAUGAAGACGAGUUCUGGGUUGAAUUCAUUGAAGGAUUAAAUGAGGAGGUCAUGGCUUAAAGCAGAACAAUGUGCGCACUGCACAGAGAGUUAUGGAGCUCCUCAGUUUCAGUACAUGUGUCUUUGGAGUCUUGACAGAAGCAUCUUUUUCUGGAAGACCCUUUUAUGAAGUUUUUGGCUGAUAGCCACUUGACAACGAAACGGCCUUUAGUAUGCAAAGGAAAGAAUUACGAAAGGCUUUUCAAUUUUAACUUUUUUUUAAUUUUUUUAAAAUAAAGUUGCUAUAUUUAGACCAUAGGAUGCUAUGGAAGUCAAAUGUAAGUUGGGUAGUUAUAGGUUGCUUCCACCGAGGUUUUUGCUUAAUUGUAUUUGAUUUUGAUUUGUCUUUUCUAUUGUUGGUUUCGAUUUGUUCAGUGUAUAUAACCGUGUAUCAUAUUCAAUAAUCAGGUAAUGUAUUGUUAGAAAAUAUGUACAGAGUAA